Hyaena hyaena (striped hyena) is the source of this 2313-nucleotide messenger RNA. RefSeq names its product betaine--homocysteine S-methyltransferase (gene BHMT). The transcript is spliced from 8 exons. Gene Ontology annotation, molecular function: zinc ion binding; betaine-homocysteine S-methyltransferase activity. The record is from RefSeq and is a predicted model, not a curated record. Bases 75 to 1355 code for a protein of 426 amino acids. NCBI's taxonomy places the organism in Eukaryota, Metazoa, Chordata, Mammalia, Carnivora, Hyaenidae.
CGCCUACCUGCCGGGUUUUUGGGCGCACUGUGCGGGUCCCGCCGCAGCCCCGGGGCGCACGCGUUGGGUGGGCCAUGUCAAGUUUGCACCCCCAGUUUGGUUUCUGCGAUCACAACAAAAUGUACCAUUCAAGCCUCGGGAAAAAAUGGGCACAGAGAUGUGGAGGCAUUCUUGAACGUUUGAAUUCUGGAGAAGUUGUGAUUGGAGAUGGAGGGUUUGUCUUUGCACUGGAGAAGAGGGGCUAUGUGAAGGCAGGCCCCUGGACCCCCGAGGCGGCCGUGGAGCACCCAGAAGCAGUCCGCCAGCUUCAUCGAGAGUUCCUCAGGGCUGGAUCCAAUGUCAUGCAAACCUUCACCUUUUAUGCAAGUGAAGACAAGCUGGAGAACAGGGGAAACUAUGUUGCAGAGAAAAUAUCUGGGCAGAAAGUCAAUGAAGCUGCUUGUGACAUUGCCCGGCAAGUGGCUGAUGAGGGGGAUGCUUUGGUGGCAGGAGGUGUGAGUCAGACGCCUUCGUACCUUAGUUGCAAGAGUGAAACUGAAGUUAAAAAAGUAUUUCACCAACAGUUAGAGGUCUUUAUGAAGAAGAACGUGGACUUCUUGAUUGCAGAGUAUUUUGAACAUGUGGAAGAGGCUGUGUGGGCAGUGGAAGCCUUGAAAUCAUCUGGGAAACCUGUGGCAGCGACCAUGUGCAUCGGCCCAGAGGGAGACUUGCACGGUGUGAGCCCUGGCGAAUGUGCAGUGCGCCUCGUUAAAGCAGGAGCUUCCAUCGUAGGUGUGAACUGCCAUUUUGACCCCACAAUUAGUUUGCAGACAGUGAAGCUCAUGAAAGAAGGCUUGGAGGCUGCUGGACUGAAAGCCCACCUGAUGAGUCAGCCCUUGGCCUACCACACUCCAGACUGCAACAAGCAGGGAUUCAUUGAUCUGCCAGAAUUCCCCUUUGGACUGGAGCCCAGAGCUGCAACCAGAUGGGAUAUUCAGAAAUACGCCAGAGAGGCCUACAGGCUGGGGGUCAGGUACAUUGGCGGGUGCUGUGGAUUUGAGCCCUACCACAUCAGGGCGAUUGCAGAGGAGCUGGCCCCAGAAAGGGGAUUUUUGCCACCAGCAUCAGAAAAGCACGGCAGCUGGGGAAGUGGUUUGGACAUGCACACCAAACCCUGGAUUAGAGCCAGGGCCAGGAAGGAAUACUGGGAGAAUCUUCAGAUAGCCUCUGGCAGGCCAUACAACCCUUCCAUGUCAAAGCCCGACGCCUGGGGAGUGACCAAAGGAACAGCUGAGCUGAUGCAGCAGAAAGAAGCCACCACUGAGCAGCAGCUCAGAGAGCUCUUUGAAAAACAGAAAUUCAAAUCUGCACAGUAGCCUCAGUGCAAACCAUCUUUAGUGACUUUUAUGCUCAGGCCACCAUUCUCCCAAAUCAGGAAAAGAUGGCUUAGAAGCAAUGCUUAUGUUAACGCCAGGCUCACACAUAAAAUUGGUAAGAGCUGAACGACACAGAACUACAAAUAACACUUGACGAUUUUAAAAGUAUACUUUAGAAAUUUACUUAGAAGCAAAAUAAGUAAGAAGUACAUCUUAAACAGUUUCCCUCAGACCACGUAUAGGGUGUUAGGGAAAUCACUGUGGCCAAGGAAAAGUUAUUCCUAUAUUUGUUCCUACUUCAAGAAGUUUGCAGGCUGGUAAGAAGGAUGAGACAGCAGCUGUCAUGGCAGAGACAGAUAAAGUGCCAGAGGGAAGUGACUUCCAAGUCCUUUUGAACAUGACCCUUAACAAAAAACAAAAGUUAUAUAAUAAUCCAGUAAAACACAUACCAUAUAACCGCUGAAAUAAAAUGUGAGAUUCAUUUUGGCAUUUUCUAUUCUAUUCCUCUCCAUCCUGUCUCAAUGAUAAAACCUGCUGGUUGAGACCCUUCAAACUGAUUUUAUGACCCAUUAGUGGGGUCUGACCCACAGUUUGAAAAACAGUUAUGAAACACUUCGGAUAUGGGGACUUAGCCAUUUCGUUAAGUUUGUUCCUAAAAAAAUCAGUCAUAUGGGACCUGAUCAAUAAGUAUCAAAAGACCAGAAUCCUGCUCUCAGAGUUCCAGAGUUGUUCUCCCUCUUUCACCCAUUUCUACUGCUAAAAAAUGUAUAGACCCAUGGGGGAGGGGAAAGGAGGCAUCAGUAGCUAGAUUUUCUCCAUCCUGCACAAAAAUGGAUCCACCUAAAUGCCUUUAGUAAGGCUGAGGAACAGUGAGCCUGUUGUUACCUUGCUAGCAUUUAAAAAAGUCUAGUAGGGGCACCUAGGUGGUUCAGUCAGCUGAGCAUCAGACUUUGGCUCA